Messenger RNA from Gossypium raimondii (Peruvian cotton), 555 nucleotides. RefSeq lists its product as uncharacterized. Gene Ontology annotation, biological process: protein sumoylation. The transcript has 3 exons. Gene Ontology annotation, cellular component: nucleus. Bases 1 to 555 code for a protein of 184 amino acids. Gene Ontology annotation, molecular function: ubiquitin-like protein ligase binding; protein tag activity. Lineage: Eukaryota; Viridiplantae; Streptophyta; Magnoliopsida; Malvales; Malvaceae. The record is from RefSeq and is a predicted model, not a curated record.
AUGAUAGACACCCUUACUCCGGGAAAGUUUGGAUUAUCUGAAACUGAAACUUUGAUACAUUUGAGCUUUGCUUUUGGGUGUUACGGGUUCCAAAUAUUUUGUUCACAAAGUUGGGAAAAUAUGAUCAUCCUUGUCUUUUUAGUCUUUCAAAACUCAAAAACACUCCCACUACCUACUCUUUCUUUGGCUUUUACAUUUUCUUCUUUUUUCUGUACCUUAACGCCUGAGAGUUUUACAAAAAUGGCUCAAAAUGAUGGUGGUAGUAGCGGUGGAAGUAAUCCAGUCGAUAACCUCGCUAGUCGACCUAAGAGGAAAAGAAUAACCAUUCACAUACAGAGUCAGGACGAGAAUAGGUUGGCAUUUAAAAUUAUGCCCAAUCUCAAACUAAGCAAAAUGUUUCAUGAAUACUGCCAAAGGAAGCAAUAUGAUCUCCGGACUGUUCGGUUUUUUCAUGAAGGUCGUCGUCUUCUAGGCAAAUAUACCGCUGCUAAGCUAAAUUUGGAGGAUCAAUCUCAAAUUGAUUGCAUGUUUCAUCAAACUGGAGGCGGCCUCUAA